Messenger RNA from Xyrauchen texanus (razorback sucker), 2937 nucleotides. Its product is annotated as phospholipid scramblase 1-like. Gene Ontology annotation, molecular function: phospholipid scramblase activity. Gene Ontology annotation, biological process: plasma membrane phospholipid scrambling. Gene Ontology annotation, cellular component: plasma membrane. The coding region runs from base 278 to 994 and encodes 238 amino acids. Lineage: Eukaryota; Metazoa; Chordata; Actinopteri; Cypriniformes; Catostomidae. The transcript has 9 exons. The record is from RefSeq and is a predicted model, not a curated record.
UAGUGUUUCACAGGAAGCUGGAGGCACCAGAGAGGUUAACGGAAAUACAGAGAAAACAGCCCCUUUGAGCGAGAGUCUUACAUUCAAAUACGUGUUUAGAAAAAUAUUUCGCUAUCGGAACAGUUUUAACGGUUUUUAGGUCAGUUUAAUCAAGACUCAUCGCAAACUUAAUAAAUCGGAAGACACGUUAAAUAUCUUCGGCAUCAAUAUUCCCAAUACUUGUCUUUGAACAAGUAAGAUCAGCAACACAGCAGAGAGUCAUUUUCAGCCUUCCACCAUGGCAACAAAUAAUGGUCCAAUGGGUGGUCAGGUUCCCAUGAUGCCAGUUCCACAGAGACCCAUUGGUUGCCCCCCAGGCCUGGAGUACCUGACCCUGAUUGACCAGAUCCUUGUUCAGCAGAAGAUUGAGCUAGCUGAAGUUAUAUUGGGCUGGGAGACCAAUAAUAAGUACAUGGUGAAGAACAGUAUGGGGCAGCAGGUAUUCUUUGUGGCUGAGGAAAACGACUGCUGUAACAGACAGUUCUGUGGACCAUUGCGCUCAUUUGUCCUCCACGUUCAGGAUAACAUGGGACAGGAAGUAAUGACGCUCGUACGCCCUCUGAAAUGUGGGAGCUGUUGCUUCCCCUGCUGCCUACAAGAGCUUGAAAUCCAGUCUCCUCCUGGCAACCCAAUUGGAUAUGUCAUCCAAAACUGGCAUCCUUUCCUCCCCAAGUUUACCAUACAGAAUGAGAAAAGAGAGGCAGUUCUGAAGAUCGUGGGGCCAUUUUGUUCCUGCAAAUGUUGCUCUGAUGUGAACUUUGAUGUUUUGUCCAUGGAUGAGUCUACGAAGGUGGGCAAAAUCUCUAAACAGUGGACAGGUCUGGUGAGAGAAGCUUUCACUGAUUCUGACAAUUUUGGCAUCUGCUUUCCUUUGGAACUGGAUGUGAAGAUCAAAGCUGCUCUAUUUGGAGCAUGCUUUCUCAUAGAUUUCAUGUUCUUUGAAAACAAUAAAUAAAGUCUAUUGUACCGGAUACCAAAUUCUUCAUUUUAAGACUUCAUUGUUGUAACGAGGCAGACGAGGAGCACUUUUGGAUGUAAUCCUUGGAUUAAAAUUAUGCGGCAUUAACACUUCUGUGGAAUUUUAACUUGCUUUUGUGGAUGUUUAGAUCACUGAGGUAAAACAUGUAUUAUGUGCAUUACAUUAAAUCAUGUCUCUUUAUAAUGUUGUUGCAACACCACCACUAGGUGACAGCAGUUACCUUUAUAAUAACGUUGGGACGUGCAGUAUUUGAGGAAAGGUUAACUACCUUCAAGAUGAGGUAGAUCUGUAAUUAAUUGAGCUUAAUUAACUUGAAAACACAUUAUAUUGUGUAUAAGAAAUCUUGUAACAAACAUAAAAUUUUAAUGGUUGAAUUUUGUUUCCUUUGUUAGCAGCUUUUUUGCCAUUUUGAUAUUUAAUGUGUAAUUGAUAAAGGGUUUUAAAGGAUUUCUGCUAUCACCAUCUACUUUUAGUAUGAAUCUUUCUCAGAGAUGUGUUGGAACAAUAUUAUGGCUUACAGGUAUAUAAUGCUGAUGCAUAUUAUAUUAAAACAUUUUAUAUAGUAAAAAGCAUUUAACAAACACAAAUAAAGGAAAAAAAAAGUAUUAUUCUCAUGAUUCUAAAUAACAUCUGCUGUAGUCUCUUUUAACACCUUCUGUCUGGUAUUCCCAAAGAACUCAUCAGCUCCUCAUUAUGCAUCUUAGGAUGUUCAGCAGACAAUAGACAAUGAAUAAUAAUAACUUUUUUUUUUACCUUGCUUUUACAAGUUACAUGUUUCUCAGCAACAACACCUCAGUCAACACUCUCCUAGAAAGGAGGAAAUGUUCAAAAUAAUGCUUGAAAAACAUGACUUGAUGUGUCAUUUCAAAGUAGAAAAUGAAGUGAACAUGACCAUUGUCUGGAGACUUGUCACUUAAAUUCAGUAUUUGGUGAAAUGACAGCUCUUUAUAGAGAGACAAAAAUGAGAAGGGACCAAAAAUAAAUGACCUUGGGUUAAGAAUACUGCACUGCAAAUUAUACUUAUUUUCAGAUACAAAUAUAAACAAAGGGCAUGCAGGGAUUGUCUUUUGUGUUAGUGUGAAUGACACUGCACUUUCUAUACAUAUAUUUACUGGCCAUUGCUCCUGUUAGGGCCACUCUUGAUAAGUCGUCAUGUGGUGUGAACACUAAGGUGGUUAACCGUACCUUUAAAAGUGCAAAGCAGAUGUUUGUAGUCCCAGCAGAUUAUAUAUAUAUAUAUAUAUAUUAACAUUUUAUAACUGAAUGUACAAUAGUGAGCUGUAAAAUAUACAGAUACCAAAAUGACAUGAUGUAAUGCCUGCCAUUUUUUUCUUUCUUUUUUUUUUUUUUACUGUAAAUGUAACGGGUUUAAAAAAAAAUGUACAGAUAAAACUUGGGUCCUUCCUGAAAGUCAUUUUUGUUCAGCCAUUUUAUUACCCCACAGGUGGAAACUCAGAGUAAGAUCGCGUAGAAAAGUAAUAACACACCUUUCUUGAACAAGUUACACAAUUUGAGGUAUAGCAAAAACUGUACAGGGUGUGUUAUGCACAGAAGUUAAAUACUUAGGUAAAUCCCUCUUGCCCAACUGCAAACUCAGUGAACUGUUCAGUCAGGAAAAACACUGGUAGCAGAUUGCUGGAUGAAUUUGGUUUGAUCAAUAAUGAAGUACUCAUCUGCUGAUGGAGCUGCUGAGAGACCUACACAGCCUCUAAUGAAAGUGCUUGAUUGAUGUUGCACUCUGAUGUGUCUGUGACAGCAGCCAAAAGCCUCACCUCACCUCAGCUCCACCCCCACCUCCCAAACACACAUCCUAUUUCACCCUAACUCGGAUCAACAUAAAGCAACAAUCCAGUAUUCUCCAUAGGGUUUAUACACUUGUCUAUGCCUCUGACCUCUGUAUAGCUGCAAUGAAGCUGAUU